Molecule: messenger RNA, 876 nt
Organism: Eimeria tenella
Lineage: Eukaryota; Apicomplexa; Conoidasida; Eucoccidiorida; Eimeriidae
Exons: 3
Coding region: 1-876 (291 amino acids)
Source: RefSeq, a predicted model, not a curated record
AUGGAACAAGCUCAAAAUGAGCCAUUUGUACCAGAGAGCGCUAUAGCGGCAGGUGGAGUUACAUUGUUGACUUUGGAGAACUGGGAAACUGUAAAGACAACCGGUUAUGGGGGUAUUCCUUGUCCGGCAGGGCAUUACUGUCCAGCAGGUGCCUCAGAACCCAAACCCUGUCCCACUGGGAGCGUCAGGCAGGAGACCCUGGGCCGGUGGGAGGCUGACUGCUCUCUCUGUCCAAGAGGGUACUAUUGCCCUGACCUCUCAUUGGUCCCUGAGCCUUGCCCAGCUGGUCACUUCUGUCCUUUAGGAUCUUUAGCGCCACGACCGUGUGUAGGAGGCACUUAUAACCCGCACAUUGAAGGCUCCAGCACAUCGUCAUGCCUCACAUGCCUACCAGGAUAUUUGUGUCCUGGUGAAGGGAAUGAAGAACUUGCAGUUGAGAAUCAAUGCCCUACUGGCCAUUACUGCCUAGAAGGAAGUCAGCAAGGAAUUCCGUGCCCACCUGGGACGUAUGGAGAUCUACCUGGACUAUCAAGCGAAGAUGGCUGCAAAGCUUGUCCAGGCAAGUGCCGACAAGAGCCCCUCCGUCUGGGAAAUUUUGUCCCGUGGAAGGUCUAUCCGAGCCUGGAGAUGUAUGCCCAGAAGGGCAUUACUGCCCAUCAGGAACGGCCGUCCCACGAAAGUGCUUACAAGGGACGUGGUGCCCUGAAGCAAGCGGAGAGCCGCAACAGUGCCCUCCUGGCGCCAUAUGCCCAGCCGGAUCAGCCAUUCCUCAGCAAUGUCCACAGGGCUCCUAUUGCCCUCAUGACCAAUCUUUCCCCGUCGCGUGCCCAGCUGGCUACAAAGGCUCUGAUGAUAGAUCUGACACAAGUUCACUAG